AAAUCCGGAGACGAAGUUUCCCCAGUAGCAGCACUCUCCGGUGACAGCAUUUAGCCACUCAGAUGUUUCAUUUUCUGUUUGAUUAGCAACUUGCGGAAGGUUUUGAAAGCCAGAUGUCGCAGACGAAUGAUUUCUCCGCUAUAAGGAACUGAAGAAUAACCUUAUCGCUAUGUUUGCGACAAGAGGUUAACGUUAACCGGUAAUUAAAGCUGAUAGCUAACUGCUAACAGCUAGCAUAGCUAUCUAACGAUUUCGCCGGUACAGGCGGUCCUCUUUGUCUGACAGGGGAAGGCGUGCUCUUUUGUUAGCUUUUUCCCUUUGUCCAGUGGGGAAAGAGGAACUGUUUGGUCAGGAUUUCACAAUUAUCUGUAGCUCUGAAAGUAUUUAGAAAAUGCAAAUCGCGAAAAAAUAUUUCACAGAAGGCCUGAUUCAGUUAACAAUCUUACUCAGUUUGAUUGGAGUUCGCGUGGAUAUAGACAGCUACUUAAGCGGCUACUAUUCGCCUCUGAUAGAGAUUAACUUGGGUCCUAGCUCAGCCUACACCCAGACACCGUUUCAUAAUUUGAGAGACACUCUUGACGGAUACAGUGUGCACCCAAAAUGUCCCGAGUUGGAUUAUUUCUUUGCAAGUCGCCGGCUGCUAGACGAAGUGAGGACCCUCGGCUCCCCGCGGUUCCCCACACAGUUGAACGCAUGGCUGGUGCACCAGGUGUCUGCCACUGACAAGGCUGACGAUGGGCCUUCAACCAGCAACAACACUGACACCAGCCCCGGGUUAGAAAGUCCCGGGGACGAAGCCAGAGAUGACAGUGAACACCUGCCUGGCAGUGGCCGAGAAGUGUGCCAAACAACCCCUGAACUGGGACGAGGGCCUUGCACCGCUGGAGCCUGCGGGUUCCUCAAAGAGGAGGAUGAAACUAAAGUUAAAGAGGAAGAAGAACCUGCACCACUCACUCAGCUGGCCCACAGUUCCACACUGGAGCAAGAGAGUCUGCUUGAAGGCAUCACUGCACUCUCUGAUCCAGCAGAGCACCAUCCUCCUACCAUUGACAUUGACCAGAAUUGGAACAAUUUACUUUCUCUGUCUAUUACUGACCUUGAGGAGUUGGACUCGCUUGUCACUGAGCGUCUGUCAGACCUCGACCCAGACAUCACCACCGCCAUCAGCCAGGAUGUCAGCUUGCAUGAUGCUAUGGUAACCGGUGCUGGAGCGUUUGGUGUGACGUCUGAAGGAGUUGGGUCCAGGCCAGUCACCCAACAACAAAGAACCCUCUUCCGACUCGAAUCCACAGGCUCCUCUCACUCGGAUGCAUCACCAGGGAUGGCACUGGGCCUGGCUGCACUCCCCUUUGCUUCAGUAUGUAAUUUAACUGGAAAUGUGUUGCAGCAUAGUACGCUGAGCGGCUGUCUGGAUGAGGCAGUGUUUGAUCAGAUCAAUCAGCUUGGUUUGGAAGGCCUGGACACUAUGGAUACCCAGCUGAUGGGCUGUCUGGACAGCAUAGACCCACAGGUCCUUGAGGAUUUGGACUCGGACUCCGGCCUGUCGUUGGAGAGCAGCUCUGGAGGUCCAGUCUCCCCAGGCUCAUCUGAGAUGUCAUCAUCAUCCAGUUCAUACUGUGAGGAUGAGGGUGGAGCUACAGGCUACAGCAGUGAGGUGGAUUCACUCCCUUCGAAAGGUCUCGUGGACCACUCAACGUGGUCACACAUCGAUCAGAGUGAAAGUGUGUGGCAUGACCACAGCUACUCAUCUCCUGCUUUCUUGGACCCGCCAUCUGUAACACUCUCCCACAAAGGUAUCAAAGAGGAGCCUCUGAGCGAUGAUGAAGGGCCGCAGUUUGACCAGAGGGAUAUGAGUCGUGAUGAGAUGCGUGCCCGUGCCAUGUACAUCCCAUUUUCUGUCCUGCAGAUUGUCAACAUGCCUGUGGAAGAGUUCCUGGAGGUCCUUGAAGGUCAUGGUUUCUCCCCUGAACAGGUGACUCUCCUGAGGGACAUCCGCAGGCGGGGGAAGAAUAAACUGGCAGCGCAAAACUGUCGGAAGCGCAAACUUGAUGCCAUCACAGGACUCCAGGAGGAGGUGGAAAGGUUGCGUGCUCAGAGAGACAGGCUGCUGAGGGAGAAACAGCUUACAGCCAAGACAAUGGGUGCUGUAGGCCAGCAGAUAAAACAGCUGACCAGAGACGUCCUGGCCAGGCUGAGGGAUGAUUCAGGACAGCCCCUAAACCCGGAGAGAUUUACCCUGCAGUGCGGGGCAAACGGAAGGGUUGUCGUUCAGCCUGUAAGACGGCCAGCUGUGUCCACAUCAGCUCGCAACAAAACAGACAAGAGAAAGAAGGAGAAAAAGCAAUGAUUCAGUAUUUCAAGCGGAGACUUGAGCUUUUAGGUUUUUGGAUAUUUUCUGAACUUUACUUGCCUGACUCUGGUUUUGGGAUCUCCUCUUUUUGUAAAAGCGUGUGUGGAUUCACCGCUGUUGGGAGCCUAAAUCGACAAAAGAUGCAAAAAAAAAGAAAAAAAGAAAAGAAACUCAGAACAUUUAAAAAAAGUUAUCUGUAAAUAAAAUCUCUCAUGGGAAAAAUGUAGCUUACACACUGGACAUUUGCUUAUUUUAGAUGGACAAGGCAUCAGGAGCAGUUCAAGGCAACAGAUACACUGCGGGAGAUGCCACCAGUCUCUUUGUGCCUGUUAACAUUUAAGUGAUUGAGAGCCAGACAGCCAGACAUGUCUAAAAGUCAACGUUGUGACAGUUACUGGAUAGAAAUCUAGGAGGAGGAUUCUGUUUGUUUGUUUCCAUGUAAUCUUGCCUCUCAGUGUAUAACGACUCAGUAUAAGGAGGUUAAACAUUGUAUUUAUUAAAGUUUCUGAGGUUCCUGAAAUGCUUAUGCAUCAUGAGACCAUCAAGGUCUCAAAGCAGUAUCUUUUUUUCAUAAUGCUAAGCUUAUCUCAAAGUGGUAAGAAUAUUGGGACAUUAACUAUCUAAAGUUUACAGAUUUGUGUGAGAUAUUUGAGGGCAUGAAGUCCUCUGUAGAAUUUUGAACUGAAAUGUUAAAUAAGUAAAAACAUUUUGUUGUAUUCCUUGUGUCUUGAUGACAUACAAUAUACCAAUGAUUAAACUGACAAGGCCUUAAUGUGCAUUGGAUAGGUGUUUUGGAUUAUAUUUGUGUGCACGAGCCACAGAGACACAUUAUCUUGACAAAAACAAAUUUUAAGAGGCAACCAUUUUAUGUUUUAAAUAAUUAUUGAAUCAUUUUGUUGUAAGCAGAAAUUUGCUUAACCCUUUGAUUUCAGUUACUUCAGAGAUUUGGCAAGAUUAUAUUCUACCUCAGCUGUAGUUUACGUUUUAGAUUUUGGCUAAAUGAAAUAAGAUUAAAACAUAAAAACACCCUUUUUUUAAGGGAAUUGAAGUGCACUCGAUAACAAAUUCUUCCUUAUUAAAGUGGCCCUGAAUGGGUCAUCCCAUUUAGGAAAAAUAAUACAAUCACCAACUCUAUUUAAUAAGACUGAAUGGUGUUUUGGAUGUUGUGUUUUAUAUGUAUGAGAUUAUCUGAGUUAAAUUUAAGUUCUUAGUAUAAGUUGCCAUUUUAUUCACUGGCACACCAUCUUUAUACAGUCAAAUGAGUGAGUGAAGAAAUGGAGAAAAGUGCAUAUAGUUAAAAGUGUGACUCAUGUUUUUUUUCCCUUCACAAAUUUGUAUUUAAUUUCCUGCUUUGACCGAAAGUUUACGUAUUUGUUUGUAUAAACUUCAGACUGUUUUUCUUUGUUGCUUGGGGCAAAAGUUUUUGAUUGCAUGGUGAUUGUUGAAUGUUGAUAGUAUGAUUUUGCUUAGGGAAUUUGAAAUGCUCUUGCAGACCUUGUUUUUUCUGAUUUGGAAAAAAAAAAAGAAAAGAUAAACUGAC
Molecule: messenger RNA, 3890 nt
Organism: Acanthopagrus latus (yellowfin seabream)
Lineage: Eukaryota; Metazoa; Chordata; Actinopteri; Spariformes; Sparidae
Gene: nfe2l3
Product: nuclear factor, erythroid 2-like 3
Exons: 5
Coding region: 392-2347 (651 amino acids)
Biological process (GO): regulation of transcription by RNA polymerase II
Cellular component (GO): nucleus
Molecular function (GO): RNA polymerase II cis-regulatory region sequence-specific DNA binding; DNA-binding transcription factor activity, RNA polymerase II-specific
Source: RefSeq, a predicted model, not a curated record